Molecule: messenger RNA, 1056 nt
Organism: Trichoderma reesei QM6a
Lineage: Eukaryota; Fungi; Ascomycota; Sordariomycetes; Hypocreales; Hypocreaceae
Exons: 1
Coding region: 1-1056 (351 amino acids)
Source: RefSeq, a predicted model, not a curated record
AUGGAUCCUUUCCAAUCUCAUAGCAUCCGCGCAUUCGCCCUCUUCUUUGGGCCCAUGCUGCUCCCCAAGGCCAUCUCCUACUACCGCAGCGUGCGCUCGGCCCCCGGCCGCCAUGGCCUCUCCGUGCAGCCCGUCCCGCCGACGAUCCGAGUCGCCAUCUUCAUGCUCUCCUUCUUCGCGUUCCUGCUCGUCGUCAAGACGCUGCCGUUUGCCUCGCCGGAGAACGUCUUUGCCAAGACGCAGAGCAGGCUGCAGAUCCCCGUCGACGUGCUCUUCACCCGCAUCGCGGCUCUACGGCCCGACAAUGUCUACACGCCGUGGGACCAUGCGCUGAGGUCCAAGUUUGUCAAUCUGGAGAGCAGGCUGUUGUAUUUCCAGUACGGGCCGGAAGUGCUCGCCGAGUGCAUCUUUUGCACCGCAGACGAGCCCAAGAGCUACUUCUACUACGCCCUGCCUUCCCUCCUGUGGCCACACAUUGGCAACCUCGUCGUCCUCGCCAUCGCCACCAGCCCCUCCGUAACGGGGAAAUAUGGCUCCCAGUGGCGAGGCCUGGCAACGAUCUGCUCCGGCGUUCUCGCCGCAAUCGAAAUCUACCUCGUCCACUCCUACAACUACCAGGCCAACGCGCGGGCGCUGCGGCUCCACGAAAUCGACUUCUUCUACUGGACGAUGCGCAACUACCGCUUCGUCGCUCUGGCCGCGCUCGAUGCGGCCGUCGCCUACGUCUUGUACCUGUCUGCCACGAACCGCGCCUUUGUGCAGCCCCCCUCGCCGGCGGAACGCAUCGAGCAGGUCAACCGGGCGCUGGUUGCGGCGCGGAGCAAGGUCAAUGCGGUGGGAAUCGUCAAGAACACAAUCAUGCGCGACGAGGACUUGAGGUCGCGGUCGCAGGCGUAUUGGCAGCACGAGGUGCGCAUCAUGGGGGAGGUGAUGGAGGAGCGGGAGGUGAUUGAUGGCGUCAACGAUGCGUUGAGCAACAGGAUUGAUAUCCAGAACAUCACGAGGGAUGCGGAGACGUAUACGCAUAAUGUCCUGCGGCCGGUGCUAGAAGAGUAG